This is a messenger RNA of Gavia stellata (red-throated loon), 2189 nucleotides long. RefSeq names its product protein arginine methyltransferase 8 (gene PRMT8). Gene Ontology annotation, cellular component: plasma membrane. The record is from RefSeq and is a predicted model, not a curated record. The transcript is spliced from 10 exons. Bases 548 to 1732 code for a protein of 394 amino acids. Gene Ontology annotation, molecular function: protein-arginine N-methyltransferase activity. Lineage: Eukaryota; Metazoa; Chordata; Aves; Gaviiformes; Gaviidae. Gene Ontology annotation, biological process: peptidyl-arginine methylation.
CAGUGACCAUCUUUAAAGGCAGUUUCCUGGGACCUAGAGAGAAAGAAAGGAACCCAAAGAAGGGAAAUAAAGGGCUAUGAUUUCCUUGUCCUGUUGCUUUGUCUCUGGCUCCCUCUGCCUCUGGAAGAGUAGCCACAGGACACGAAGAUGCCCAGCUGGUCACUGCACGCCCAAGUUCAGUUUAGCUGGUGCUUCUCUCCCGUUUAGCCCGACUGCCUUCGCUGAAGGGGAGGACUCACAGCCCGGCAGCCUUUCAGUUUAACCCGAAGAGCGUGUGCCGCCUCUCUCUGCCCAUCCCAAGAGCUCGCUGGAGCUGGAGGAGAGGGGAGAAAGCGGAGGACUUGGAAGUGCCCGAGGAGCUCCCGAUGCUAAGAGGAGACAAACAUUCCCGUGGACGACGCAGAAAGGACAAAGCUGACUGAUUUAUUGCCGUUUUCCGUAUUUUUUUUUUUCUUCCCUAUCCUUUGGCGCACACCAGUGCGUGGAGAUCUUUGAAAACACUAAACCAAACACCAACCCCGAAGCCCCAACCCCUUGGCUAGCUCUUAUGGGAAUGAAACACUCCUCCCGCUGCCUGCUCCUGAGGAGGAAAAUGGCGGAGAACGCUGCCGACAGCACCGAGGUUUGCCCCAUCCCAUCCCAGCCUCCUCAGCCUACUGUUGUUCCAAAGCCAGUUCAAUCUGUCAUACAUGUCCCAUUGCAACCAAGCUGCCCGGGCCGAGGCAAGAUGGCAAAGCUCAUCAAUCCAGAAGAGAUGACAUCCAGGGAUUAUUACUUUGAUUCCUAUGCUCACUUUGGAAUUCAUGAGGAAAUGUUAAAGGAUGAAGUGCGCACAUUAACCUAUAGAAACUCAAUGUAUCACAAUAAACAUGUUUUUAAAGAUAAGAUUGUCCUUGAUGUUGGAAGUGGCACAGGAAUCCUCUCUAUGUUUGCUGCAAAGGCAGGAGCCAAGAAAGUAUAUGGGAUUGAAUGCUCAAGUAUAUCUGACUACUCAGAAAAAAUUAUCAAGGCCAACCACUUGGACAACAUAAUCACAAUAUUUAAAGGUAAAGUGGAAGAAGUUGAAUUACCUGUGGAUAAAGUAGACAUCAUCAUCAGCGAGUGGAUGGGUUACUGUCUGUUCUAUGAGUCAAUGUUAAACACAGUCAUCUUCGCACGAGACAAGUGGCUGAAACCUGGAGGGCUAAUGUUUCCAGACCGAGCUGCUUUGUACGUGGUAGCAAUUGAAGACAGACAGUACAAGGACUUCAAAAUUCACUGGUGGGAGAAUGUGUACGGCUUUGACAUGACCUGUAUUAGGGAUGUUGCCAUGAAGGAGCCUUUGGUGGACAUAGUAGAUCCAAAGCAAGUGGUGACCAAUGCCUGUUUAAUAAAGGAGGUAGAUAUUUAUACAGUGAAGACUGAAGAAUUGGCAUUUACUUCUGCAUUCUGCCUCCAAAUUCAGCGCAAUGAUUACAUUCAUGCCUUGGUCACCUAUUUUAAUAUUGAAUUUACAAAGUGCCACAAGAAGAUGGGAUUUUCUACAGCACCUGAUGCUCCCUAUACUCACUGGAAGCAAACUGUCUUCUACUUAGAGGACUAUUUAACUGUGAGGCGAGGAGAAGAAAUCUAUGGGACUAUAUCCAUGAAACCAAACGCAAAAAAUGUGCGUGACCUGGAUUUCACAGUAGACUUGGAUUUUAAAGGACAGCUAUGCGAAAUGUCAGUAUCUAAUGACUACAAAAUGCGCUAGCAAGAAACCUUUCAGAGAGAUGAAAAGGAGAAUUUUUCUCAAGUCCUGAACUGCUGAACUUCAAGCUAGGAACAACUGUUCACAAGAUUAUUAUAUUAAAUACUAGAAUGUUUACUCUGAUGGAAAGUGGUAACCUGAUCCUUCUUGCAGACAGUACAGGGGGCUGGGAUCCCACUGUGAAUGUACAGUAUACAGAACUGUAGCUUUUGUCAAACAUAUAGGAAAAAUAAGCAACAGUCGUGAGUGUUCUGGUUAACUUUAGGAUGGCAGAAGAUGCAUAUACAAAUUGUACUACUUACUGUGAAUUUCUGGUUCUUCCAAGCUUUGCAUGUUAAAGAUGAUUAGGGCAGUUUUCUCACUAUGAAAGACCGCUACAGCACAUUACUGUGAUAGUAUUACUGGACUUAUAUUCAAUAUAAAUGAAUAUAUAUAUUGUACAUAAGAAAAAAAUGUCAUU